CAGGUUUUUUUUGUUUUGUUUUUUUUGAGUGAGAAUCACUGCGUCAUUUCAAAACCUCGUCACAGGUGUUUGAGCCAGCAUCCUUAAUCCUUACAUGAGGAACUUCCUGACAGCGCUACUUGAAGAUAAAAACACUCCGAGAACACAGAUGACCUACUGCACUACAUCUUUAUUUUAGAUGACAUUUUAUUUUGAUCUACAUCAGCAUAAUGAUUUCAUUUAUCUUCUUUUUACUCUUGAAAGGUGUGUCUGGUGCUGAAGAUGCAGUGAAGUCAGUAUCAGUGACGGAGGGAGAUUCAGUCACUCUAGAUGCUGGUCUUAUUGAAACACAGAGAGUUGAUCUGAUACUGUGGACAUUUGGACCUGACAGCACUCGUAUAGCUCAAAUCAACAAAAUGAUCGAUAUGGUCUCAUUAUACAACAAUGCUCUUGAUGGGAGAUUCAGAGACAGACUGAAGCUGGAUGAUCAAACUGGAUCUCUGACCAUCACAAACAUCAGAGCUGAACAUGCUGGACUUUAUGAACUACAGAUCUUUGGCGGAAAAGAGGUCCCACCCAAAAAAUUCAGUAUUAUUGUUUCUGCUCGUCUGCCUGUUCCUGUCAUCAGCAGAGACUGUUCUUCAUCAUCAUCAUGUUCAUUGGUGUGUUCAGUGAUGGAUGUGAGUCAUGUGACUCUCUCCUGGUACAAAGGAAACAGUUUAUUGUCCAGCAUCAGUGCGUCUGAUUUCAGCAUCAGUCUCUCUCUACCUCUGGAGGUGGAAUAUCAGGAUAAAAACACCUACAGCUGUGUGCUGAACAAUCCCAUCAGCAACCAGACUCAACAUCUGGACAUCAGUGAACUCUGUCUGUCAUGUUCAGUGGAUGACUCGACGAUCACAACAGAAAAUGGUUUAUCAUCCAGUCAUUUAGCGCUGAUCUGUGUCUUUGUUGGAGUAAUUGUCCUAGUCGUUGCUGCUGUUGGGAUGAUCGCUAGCCACAGAAAAUACAGAAAUACAAAUCAAAUGGCAGGCCGAAGUCCUGGGCAAGACACUGAGCUGAGGAAUGUUUGUUCAGCUGAUGAGGUCAUUCUGGAGAAAGUUGAACUGAAGACGGUGUCGGUGACGGUGGGAGAGUCUGUCACUCUAAACACCGGCGUCACUGAAAUACAAAGCUUUGAUGUGCUGCAGUGGAGGUUUGGAAAAUCAGGCACAGAUCAAACAAAUCCGUUUGUUGUCAUUUCCAGACUGAAUGACCUGAACAAUAGUGAUUGUCACGACCAUGAUGAGAGUUUUAGAGACAGAAUACACCUGGAUCAAAACACUGGAUAUCUCACAAUCAGUGACAUCAAACCUACAGACUUUGGAGUUUACAAACUAAAUAUCACCAGGAAUGGACAAAAUAUGAUCUCCAAGACAUUUCUUGUCCAAGAUUCCUCAGAAAGCAGAGAAGAUGCAUCAGAGGAGACAAACUCACUGUUGAAGAACGGACAGAUCACUGAAAGCACGUGUCUAUAGUGACAUUAUCCCUGUGUGCUUUUACAAGCCUUUAAAUCGAUCAAAUGUGUUUGAAAUGAAUGCUUCAUACCUGUGGAAGGUAUAACGGGAAAGGGUUUGUUUUAACUUUACACUAACAUGUUUUUUGGUUAUUUUAAUGUUGAUGAAAUGUAUUACCAUUAACAGUGAUCUUGUCUGUUAUGCAGAUAUUCAUUAUGUAUAUUUCAUGUCUGUUACAUUUUAUGUUGUCAGUUACUGUUUUGAACAGUGUUAAAGGGACGGUUCACCCAAAAAUGUAAAAUUCUGUCAUCAUUUACUCACCCUCAAAUUGUUCCAAACCUGUAUGAAUUUAUUUGUUCUGCUGAACACAAAGGAAGAUAUUUAGAAGAAUGUUUGUAACCAAGCAGAUGACUUGGUUACAAACAUGACAGAAGAACUGACAGUCCUCUGGAGACACAACGACACCAGGAAUGUGUAUGAUAUUAGCCAUGGAGAAGUUUCUGUAAAGGAACAAGAUCCUAAUAGUUAUAAUUUUUACUCCUAAUUUUUUUAAUAAUUCAAGAGCAGUUCAAGGAACUCGGUGAAAUCAGGAAGUGCUGUCGAGCAGAUCUUUAGUGUGAAAAUGUGCAAACUUUCCUUCUAAUUCACCUUUGAAUGAUCUAGCUGGUCUGACCAUAUAAUCCAAUACUUUUUCCUAAAAAAUGUUCUUUUAAUUAUAAAAACAGUUUUGUUACUGCCUUUUAACAGUCCCAAAUAUAAAAUCUUCUGCACAGUGCUGUUACUUCAGCUUCUUG
Molecule: messenger RNA, 2266 nt
Organism: Megalobrama amblycephala (Wuchang bream)
Lineage: Eukaryota; Metazoa; Chordata; Actinopteri; Cypriniformes; Xenocyprididae
Product: SLAM family member 5-like
Exons: 7
Coding region: 210-1493 (427 amino acids)
Source: RefSeq, a predicted model, not a curated record